UUUUUCCAAAUGGUUGGGGAACGCGGGCGAUCCAGCCAGACAAAACCUAUGCCAAUGGAAAUCAGCAGACUAAGAAACGAAUUUUUCGCGCAAGCGACGCGGACUUCUCAAAAGGUUUCACUGGGAUAAGAGUUCGCUGGCGCUCAGACGAUCUCGUGUUCUAAGAACCGUGACUCUCUGGGGAGUUCCUAAGUUAAUAUUGCCUUUCCUCAUCUUUAUGCUGGCUCUCUGCUCGUCUUGCAUGACUUACCAGGUUCCUGUGUAAAGAAGCUUUCUCGUCGGUGUCGUCGCCCCAUGGAGCUGUGCCGAAGCUUCUUCCACUGCGACUGAACGCAUCUGUAAAGUGUUUUUUCUGCGUCGCUUUCCGUUUUCCAUCGAGUCUUUCUCCGCUCCGGAUCUCAGUCUAGCAUAAAAAGAGCCCGAUCUCUCCUUUUGGCGUCUAGGGAGCAAUCUUCUUGCCUCGCCUUGUGUUGUCAUACGCCUUCGCACGUGUCAGACCGAUGAAUGAUACGAAUCUGGUCUGGCUCUUGGCAUGUCGAUGAUCUAAAACCUGUUUGAACAGAAUGGUCUUUGAAUAUGAAAAUCCAGAUGACCCGACGAGAAAAUCAUUUCUGCCUUCGGCAUUUCAGUUAUAAUUAUGUUAAUUCGAAGAAGUCAAAAACAUUAUUAUUCCAAUUUGACCGAUAUAAAAAACCACUAAAUGAAAAUAUAUAUUGGAGAGAAAAUACAUGUAAACAACCGUGUGUGUUAGUUUUUCAAACAUCGAUGUCUUUGAGCACGUAUUUUCCCAGCCUGUAUCAUCAUUCUCCUUCCUGUCUCUCUCUCUCUCUCUGCUUUCUGUCCUCUGUUCUUGGGGCGCCCAACCAGGUUCCAGCGCUUCUCCGAGCUCGCAUGUGCCUGAUUCAGGAAUGAACGAAAGGUAUCCUGCAGUUUUUGCGUCUCUGUGGCCAAGAAAUCUGGCACCCACAGCGAGCACUAUUUUUCAGUGGAAUAUCGUGGAGGAGGCGUUGCAUGAAAGAAACAAGUACCGCCUUCACAGGUUUCUUCGUGACAUAGAAAAGGCGGAGAGUGACCGGAGUUUGGAACGCUGCUUAAGUGUGAUUUUGUCUUCCAAGUUCUUGACCGCCUUUUCUUCGUACGUGCGUUCGUACUUUCCUGCCGACCGCGUGCUGCUCCCGCGGACAAGCCUGCUGAGAUCUCAGUGGAGGGCGAGCACAAUGGAAGCUAACCUUCUCAGGCGCGGCGGCUUCACCGGCGAACAAGCGAAUGCUCUUCUUGACGCAGUCACCCUUGACUUGGUCCAGCACUCGAGUCGGAUGCUUGCUCUGCACCACAGAUCCCCCGUUUCCAUGGCCUUGAAGUUCGCAGCUAUAGUCGAAGGAUUUUACACUGCUAUUAACGCUGGUGACAUUUCACUGCUGUCUGUGUUUCGACGCCACCUCAUGUCCAACCCAGAGCUCCGAAAAGCUUUCUCGAAAAACUCGAAGGUGCUCUCGUUCAUCGACAAACACAGGUCCCCUGAUGCCAGACCUAGGGAUCUCCUUCAACCAUGGGUGCCGCCAGGUGCCGACGCAGCUACACUGGCAGGACUGGAGGACCAGCCGAACCUGCCGAUACAGUGGUCGCGUCUGGAAAGCACCUUUACAGAGUAUUUCAACUCUAUUACACAACCCGGCAGCGGCUUCGACCCGUCGGCCUUCUUGGAUCAUUCCGUUGGUUCUUUCAAUGAGGUUAAAGAGGCACUGAUGCAGCUUUCGAAACAACCUCGGAGACUGAUUACUCUCCACAUUGUGUCGGCGAUCCUCUCUCAAGCAGCUCUUGCACAGUUCCACGUCAGCCGCUUCGACGCCCUUGUCCAGGCGCAGUCUUUUCAAGUGACUCCCCAGUUUGUCACCGCCGCCCUCGGCCGGAACAAGCUUACAGAAACCAUCCGUACAUCAGUUGCGAAAAAACUCGGUAUAACGUUCGAGCCUGAAGUCGUCAAAGAGAUGCUGGAGCAUCUUUUUUGCAAGGCUUCUGGGGGCGCCGUCCUCGAUGUUGUUCACGGUCAGGGUACCGCCACAGGGUCCGUACACGCCCUGAACGAAGUCGACCGCCAAGCAGCUCUCAGCAUGGCGCCUGACUUGUUGGUGCUGCUUUUCGACGUCUGGCUGGCGGAGCGGCCCGAACUCCGAGCACAACUUGCUGAAGACAGCAUGGCGCUGCUGCUUCUCCCUUCGAAUAAUCCGGCGAUCGUGACAAGACGUCUGCUUGUGGCGCGCAACGUUUCGCCGACACAAGAGUUGGACGAAUUCGCAGUCGCCAUGAGUCCACUUGAGGAACUGGCUACCGUCGUCGAGCCGCUAGUGCGUUUCGAGGAGCUCCCUCCCGAUUCAGAGGCAGGCCGGUGGGCCUCCGAGAUGAAGGUAGCAGUAAUCAGGAGGUUGAAGAUUCUGUCAAAGGUGAAGUCUGGAUUUCUCAUGGCUCCUCAGAAAGAGGUCAAGAGACUGCUGCGACAUCUUGUCGUGAAUGAUUUCGCUCUUGGCCAUUACACGUACCUCGCCAAGGCUUACAACAUAUUUGAAAGAGCGCCGGAUCUAAGACCUGUAGUCGCAGACAUGCUGUCCUUUUCGGAGCAUCACUGGCGAAGACUUGGUGUUGAUGGAGAGCUAGCUUUGAGCUUACGUCGGCUUCUGCUUGGUGACCUGGUCGAGGCGUUCUGUGAUUACCACUCCGAUGCGACUAUGGCGCCAAGAACACCGUAUAUGUUGUUUCACUCGGUAUUUGGUGAGGUUGCAGUGUUCGUGAGAAUUUGGGACGUCGUUGACCCGUUACUGGAGUGGGACGAUGCGCAUCCGGGAGUUCUGGAAAGUGUGGCCGUCAAUCAGCCUUCGUUGCUUGUACAAUUCAUCAACGAAACUCGUGGUGCUCUACAGCAGCCGACAGCAUCAAUGGAUUCUGCACAUCCUUCCUCGCCGCCAUCUGAAAGUUCCUCCUCCUCCGAGCAAUCGACACCGUCUCCGGCUAGCUCCCCGGCAACAUCUCAUUUUGACCCUUCCAAGUCUCCUUCAUCUCCUUCAUCCCCUUCAUCCCCUUCAUCCCCUUCAUCCCCUUCAUCCGCCGGUUCCCCGACAGCGUCUCCUUCCCGUACCGGCGGCCGGACAGAAAGUCCUUCUGCUUCUCCGCUGUUGUCUUCAGCAUCUUAUUCUGAAGCUUCUCCUUCCUCUGCCCCGCGGGCGACUUCUUCUCCGUCCUCCACAGGAGAUCCAACGUCGUCGAUUGUCCCUGGAAGUCGUAAAAGGAAGGUUCGUUCUUCUCGGCUAGGUCCUCCGAAGAAAAAGGAGUCUUCUUCCUUGGCGGGCCCUCUGUCCACGACGCCGACGUCUGCCACCAUUCGUAUUGUCUCGACUGGAUCGUCGACUGCGUCUCCGUUGGCCUCGAGCGACACCCCAGGAGUGCCUCCCCCCUCCACCGGGCCUUCUUCAGCUCCUGCUUCCGCCGAUUCCCCGACAGCGUCUCCUUCUUCCCGUACCGGCAGCCGGACAGAAAGUCCUUCUGCUUCUACGCUGUUGACUUCAGCAUCUUAUUCUGCAGCUUCUCCGUCCUCUGCCCCGCGGGCGACUUCUUCUCCGUCCUCCACAGGAGAUCCAACGUCGUCGAUUGUCCCUGGAAGUCGUAAAAGGAAGGUUCGUUCUUCUCGGCUAGGUCCUCCGAAGAAAAAGGAGUCUUCUUCAUUGACAGGCCCUCUGUUCACGACGCCGACGUCUGCCACCAUUCGUAUUGUCUCGACUGGAUCGUCGACUGCGUCUCCGUCGGCCUCGAGCGACACCCCAGGAGUGCCUCCCCCCUCCACCGGGCCUUCUUCAGCUCCUGCUUCCGCCGAUUCCCCGACAGCGUCUCCUUCUUCCCGUACCGGCGGCCGGACAGAAAGUCCUUCUGCUUCUACGCUGUUGACUCCAGCAUCUUAUUCUGCAGCUUCUCCGUCCUCUGCCCCGCGGGCGACUUCGUCUCCGUCCUCCACAGGAGAUCCUACGUCUUCGAUUACCACAGGCAGCCGCAGAAGGAAGGUUCGUUCUUCUCGGCUAGGUCCUCCGCAGAAAAAGGAGUCUUCUUCAUUGACAGGCCCUCUGUUCACGACGCCGACGUCUGCCACCAUUCGUAUUGUCUCGACUGGAUCGUCGACUGCGUCUCCGUCGGCCUCGAGCGACACCCCAGGAGUGCCUCCCCCCUCCACCGGGCCUUCUUCAGCUCCUGCUUCCGCCGAUUCCCCGACAGCGUCUCCUUCUUCCCGUACCGGCGGCCGGACAGAAAGUCCUUCUGCUUCUACGCUGUUGACUCCAGCAUCUUAUUCUGCAGCUUCUCCGUCCUCUGCCCCGCGGGCGACUUCGUCUCCGUCCUCCACAGGAGAUCCUACGUCUUCGAUUACCACAGGCAGCCGCAGAAGGAAGGUUCGUUCUUCUCGGCUAGGUCCUCCGCAGAAAAAGGAGUCUUCUUCAUUGACAGGCCCUCUGUUCACGACGCCGACGUCUGCCACCAUUCGUAUUGUCUCGACUGGAUCGUCGACUGCGUCUCCGUCGGCCUCGAGCGACACCCCAGGAGUGCCUCCCCCCUCCACCGGGCCUUCUUCAGCUCCUGCUUCCGCCGAUUCCCCGACAGCGUCUCCUUCUUCCCGUACCGGCGGCCGGACAGAAAGUCCUUCUGCUUCUACGCUGUUGACUUCAGCAUCUUAUUCUGCAGCUUCUCCGUCCUCUGCCCCGCGGGCGACUUCGUCUCCGUCCUCCACAGGAGAUCCUACGUCUUCCAUUGUCACAGGCAGCCGCAGAAGGAAGGUUCGUUCUUCUCGGCUAGGUCCUCCGCAGAAAAAGGAGUCUUCUUCCUCAACAGGUCCUCUGUCCACGACUUCUUUCGCCUCUUCUGGCUCUUUCUCCCUUCCUGUCCUCAGCGGGUCCCCGACCGAGGAUCAGUCUGUCCCGAUGGGGGUCGCCGCUGUUUCAGAUGAGGACCGGCAACCAUCAGACCAGUCCAGGUCAUCGAGUGGUUCUCCCUCACCUCCGCCGAGCGACAGUCAUCAUGCAUCUUAAAGCGCCUUCUGUAAGCAGCAGGCAAGGUUGUACACUCGUGGACGCUGUUCGAUCAACAGUGCUGACGUAGAGGUGCGCAUCUCAGUACCAUUCGAGUGUUCAACAUAUUUUUUGCGGUGAUGCACUUGCAACGGCCAAGCCAUUGCCAAUCAGGGGAAGGCGUUCCAUCCGGAGCAGGCCGGUUCAACCAAACAUAAAGGGGUCCGGCCCCUACAGCGGCGCACACCCUGUCUCGGGUCUCGCACCCUCAGAGUUGCCUUUUCCCAGCAUUUGUUUAUGGGGAAUGCUGAAUCUUUAGCAUGAGCCAUUGAUUAGUCUCACAAGCGGCGUCUGGUUUGAUCGAAUUGUCACACCCAGAUAACUUCAUUCCAGUCGACCACUUCGUAACAUACUUUCGAAUCGUACCGGUAUUCCCUAGCAUCUCCUCUUCAGCACGAUCUUCCUCGAGUAGCAAAGGCUGAAUACUGUAAAAUGAGAGCAAGGUGACGGUGGUGGUUAUGUUCCUGGUGUCUGGCAGUCGAGAUGGAAUAAACGGCUUCACAGUAAUGGCAUAGGGGGGAAAUUAUUUUGGCAAGUUACGUGAAGGGAAUGUCUCCUACUCAUCGCGGAGCGUCUCGUCAAAGUUGGAGGCCUCGGUGCCUCCAUACCAGACAGCUGAAGUGCCAAACGUGCUCGAAAAGCUGUUUCUACGGCUGGACAAAUCAAAUUUCUAUAUGGGCAAGAUGGAGACAUUCCCAAGAACAGGGAAUUUUGUGAGUGCAAAGAGAGUUCAAGAGAGUGCUAGUACAUACGAAGUUGUGCUAAGUUCAGGCGAAAUCUGUCGCACGUCCGUCAUGCCUACGAACUGGGGUGCUUUGACAUUGAAAGAGUUUUGUGUUUGUGAAAUUAGAUGUGGUGAUUAUCUUCCAUAUGUAACUAGUAAAGUCUGGAAAUAGAUGUUUGCGUUUUCUAACGGUAUUUUUCCAUGUGCCCAAGUUUUGGUAUCGGAUAUGUGAAUGUGUCAAGAGGUGUAGAACAGAGGUGUGCAGCCGUUCGGUUAUGUCAGACACCUGGUCUGGUAGAUCCAGAUUAUCGGUGUGAGUGAAGGUUUGAAAUGAUGGGGAAGGGCAGUGUGAAGGCGAAGUCCUUCUCCCCUGUGGAGAAUAUUCUUUUGAUUUGUUUUCCGUCACCGUGGCAUAUAGUCGCCUUCACCGUUAGAUCUCAUGGCAUUGUAAGGUUGCCGCUGAUGACGGCAGUGCUUAAUCCUUACCCAUGUGCAAUGUCUCUUACAAAGCCUUGCCCGUACUAUAGGCCAUGCCGUCCACUGUCAGCUUCAGUUGUCUCUGACUUUGACUCUGGGCCAACGCUUCAACAACGAAAUGUCAGCCACGUGUGAGUCCACCAUCGCCAAUUUUGCACACCUCAGGUUACCACACCCAUCUUGAAUGGUGUACAUUAUGGCCGCAAUUAUAAUUUUCGAACUACUGUGUGAGGUUGGUGUCUGCUGUACCAUUCGUGCUAUUUACAAAGGGACAAGCGUUGUUGCGGGCCCCGAUGCCGAGUUCCGAACAAUAUCUAGAAAUAUACACCCAAAACCCCCACUCCAGCUUCUGGCAAUGAAACAUCUAAACCCUGAGCAGAUGCGGUGCGUG
Toxoplasma gondii ME49 is the source of this 6691-nucleotide messenger RNA. RefSeq lists its product as hypothetical. The transcript is spliced from 15 exons. Bases 909 to 5060 code for a protein of 1383 amino acids. Lineage: Eukaryota; Apicomplexa; Conoidasida; Eucoccidiorida; Sarcocystidae. The record is from RefSeq and is a predicted model, not a curated record.